Molecule: messenger RNA, 4856 nt
Organism: Lotus japonicus
Lineage: Eukaryota; Viridiplantae; Streptophyta; Magnoliopsida; Fabales; Fabaceae
Product: CLIP-associated protein
Exons: 21
Coding region: 255-4592 (1445 amino acids)
Biological process (GO): microtubule cytoskeleton organization
Cellular component (GO): cytoplasmic microtubule
Molecular function (GO): microtubule binding
Source: RefSeq, a predicted model, not a curated record
AAAAUUUCAUCAUUCAUCAUCCUCUUUCCCAUCAAUCUAGCCCCCUUCUCUCUCGCACUCACUCUCUCUCCCUGCUGUCUUUGUCGCUCCACUCUCUCUCUCUCUCUCUGACGGCUCCGCUAAACUCACCGGCAAUAACCGACAACCAAUCUCAUCUGCUCCUCCAUCAUUUCGCGUUUCUCCGGCGACGUGCCGUAACCGACUAACCGCAGCCGCAACCGCCGCAGAUCUGAAAGCAGCAGCAGAUCCCGGAAAUGGAGGAAGCGCUGGAACUCGCACGCGCCAAGGACACCAAGGAGAGGAUGGCGGGCGUCGAGCGUCUCUACCAGCUUCUAGAAUCUUCCAGAAAGAGCCUCACCUCCUCCGAAGUCACCACACUCGUCGACUCCUGCUACGAUCUCUUGAAGGACAACAACUUCCGCAUCUCGCAGGGCGCGCUUCAGGCACUCGCCUCCGCCGCCAUCCUCUCCGGCGAGCACUUCAAGCUCCACUUCAACGCCCUCCUUCCCGCCGUCGUCGACCGUCUUGGCGACGCCAAACAGCCUGUUCGCGACGCCGCACGGCGGCUCUUGCUCACACUCAUGGAGGUUUCUUCUCCUACAAUAAUUGUUGAAAGAGCAGGGUCCUGUGCCUGGGCACACAAAAGCUGGAGAGUCAGAGAGGAGUUUACACGAACUGUCACAUCUGCAAUUAAUCUAUUUGCAUCUACUGAGCUUCCGCUUCAACGGGCUAUCCUCCCUCCUGUAUUGCUGUUGCUGAAUGAUCCAAAUCCUGCUGUUAGGGACGCAGCUAUUUUGUGUAUUGAGGAGAUGUACACACAAGCUGGGUCUCAAUUUCGUGAUGAACUUCACCGCCAUAAUCUUCCUUCAUCUUUGGUGAAAGAUAUUAAUGCUAGGCUUGAGGGAAUUCAACCAAAAGUUCGAUCCUCAGAUGGUAUUCCAAGUGGUUAUGCUACUGGCGAAGUUAAGCCUUUGAGUGUUACUACCAAGAAAGGUAGUCCGAAGGCCAAAAAUUCAUCAAGGGAGACGUCUCUUUUUGGAGCAGGAGAAGGUGAUAUCACUGAGAAACCCAUAGACCCUAUCAAGGUAUACUCAGAUAAGGAGUUGGUCAGGGAAAUUGAGAAGAUUGCAUCUACCCUUGUGCCUGAGAAAGACUGGUCAAUUCGUAUUGCUGCUUUGCAGAGAGUUGAAGGUCUUGUUCUAGGAGGUGCUGCUGAUUAUCCAUGUUUUCGUGGAGUCCUGAAGCAACUUGUUGGACCAUUAAGUACCCAACUAUCAGACAGAAGGUCUACCAUUGUGAAGCAGGCUUGCCAUUUAUUGUGCUUUUUGUCAAAGGAGCUCUUGGGUGAUUUUGAAGCAUGUGCUGAAACGUUUAUACCAGUCCUUUUCAAGCUGGUUGUGAUUACUGUGCUUGUAAUUGCAGAGUCUUCCGAUAACUGCAUAAAAACGAUGUUGCGCAACUGUAAAGUUGCUCGUGUGCUUCCCCGUAUAGCUGACUGUGCAAAAAAUGAUCGCAAUGCAGUACUUCGUGGAAGGUGUUGCGAAUAUGCUCUUUUGGUCCUAGAACAUUGGCCAGAUGCACCUGAAAUUCACCGGUCAGCUGAUUUAUAUGAGGAUAUGAUAAAGUGUUGUGUUUCAGACGCAAUGAGUGAGGUACGAUCUACUGCAAGGAUGUGCUACAGAAUGUUUGCAAAAACUUGGCCAGAGCGUUCUCGUCGCCUAUUUUCAUCCUUUGAUCCUGUAAUUCAACGGUUAAUAAAUGAAGAAGAUGGAGGAAUACAUAGGCGACAUGCUUCACCUUCCAUUCGGGAUAGAGGUGCGCUGAUGUCACUACCCAGUCAGGCCACUGCUCCCUCAAAUCUACCUGGUUAUGGAACUUCUGCUAUUGUUGCAAUGGACAGAAGUUCAAAUUUAUCAUCAGGGACCUCUAUCUCCUCUGGUGUAUUUCUUUCACAAGCUAAGUCACUUGGUAAGGGUACGGAACGUAGUUUGGAAAGUGUGUUGCAUGCAAGUAAACAGAAGGUCAGUGCUAUUGAAAGCAUGCUUAGAGGCUUGGAUUUGUCUGAUAAGCAUAAUUCAUCUUCUCUCCGGUCAUCAAGUUUGGAUCUAGAAGUUGACCCUCCAUCAUCUCGUGAUCCACCUUUCCCUGCUGUUGUGUCUGCAUCUAAUCAUCUGCCAAACUCUUCAAGAACAGAAUCGACUGCUUCUAGUGUCAUUAAAGGUAGUCACCGGAAUGGUGGUCUGGGUUUGUCUGAUAUAAUCACUCAAAUUCAAGCUUCCAAAGAUUCUGCCAAGUUAUCAUAUCAUAGUAAUGUUGGUGUUGAAUCAUCAUCGUCGUCUUAUUUGACUAAAAGGCCUUCUGAACGACUAGAAGAAAGACGUUCUGCUGAUGACGGUAGUGAUAUUAGGGAGGCUAGGCGAUUUAUGAACCACAACACUGAUAAGCAGUACUUUGAUGCCCUUUAUAGAGAUGGGAACUUUAGGGAUUCACAUAAUAGUUACGUGCCUAAUUUUCAGAGGCCUCUAUUGAGAAAGAAUGUAGCUGGACGUAUGUCUGCUGGCCGGAGGAGGAGUUUUGAUGAAAACCAGCUAUCUCUUGGAGAGAUGUCAAGUUAUGCGGAUGGUCCGACAUCUCUUCAUGAAGCAUUGAGUGAAGGACUUCGUUCAGGCUCUGACUGGUCUGCUAGGGUUGCUGCCUUUAACUAUGUUCACUCUUUGUUACAGCAAGGUCCAAAGGGAACUAUUGAAGUUGUGCAGAACUUUGAGAAGGUAAUGAAGUUGUUUUUCCAGCACUUAGAUGAUCCCCACCAUAAAGUUGCACAAGCUGCUCUUUCAACACUUGCAGAUAUUGUUCCAGCAUGCCGAAAGCCUUUUGAGGGUUACAUGGAAAGAAUAUUACCCCAUGUGUUUUCUCGGUUAAUUGACCCUAAAGAGCUUGUUAGACAGCCAUGUUCGACAACUUUGGAAGUUGUUAGCAAAACUUACAGUGUUGAUUCUCUCUUGCCUGCAUUGUUACGCUCACUUGAUGAACAAAGGUCUCCAAAGGCUAAGUUGGCUGUUAUUGAAUUCGCAAUCAGUUCUUUUAACAAACAUGCAAUGAAUGCCGAAGGUGCUGGUAAUAUUGGCAUCCUAAAAUUAUGGCUUGCUAAGCUAACCCCAUUAGUUUAUGACAAAAAUACAAAGCUUAAAGAAGCAGCUAUCACAUGCAUUAUAUCUGUGUACUCCCACUUUGAUUCAGCUGCAGUUCUUAAUUUUAUUCUUAGUUUGUCAGUUGAAGAACAAAAUUCUUUGAGACGAGCCCUUAAACAAUACACCCCUCGCAUUGAAGUAGACCUAAUGAACUAUCUGCAGAGCAAGAAAGAGAGACAGCGUUCUAAGGCUUCCUAUGAUCCAUCUGAUGUUGUGGGAACAUCCUCUGACGAUGGACAUGUUGGUUUCUCCCGGAAAGCUCAUUACCUUGGAAGGUAUUCCGUUGGUUCCCUUGACAGUGAUGGUGGCAGGAAGUGGAGUUCCCAAGAUUCAAUGCUGAUGAAAGCCAGUCUUGGUCAAGCAUCUUCUAUUGAAACUCAGGAACAUCCUAACCAUAAUAUUGAGGCUGAUGCUAAUAGUGGUUGUCAUGGUUCAAAAACUGAAGAUCUUGCUUAUUCUGUCUAUCCAAGGGGUCAAAACUUUAGUGCUCAAACUAGCCAACUUGGACAUGUGGACAGUAGCAUGAACUUUGAGGGUCUUUCAACUCCUCGUCUAGAUGUUAACAGUGUGAUGUCAUUAGAUCAUUUAAAUGCUUCUGAAGGUUAUGUACAUGAUAAAGAACAUCCUUCUGAAGUGGAACUUAAUCAUCAUUCAGUUGAAGCUGUAAAUAUUAACUCCAUGGUAGACACAGGACCCAGCAUUCCUCAAAUUCUUCAUAUGAUAUGCAGUGGGGGUGAUGGAAGCCCUAUUUCAACUAAACAGACUGCUCUUCAACAGCUAGUUGAAGCUUCUAUAGCAAACGACCAUUCUGUUUGGACCAAGUACUUCAAUCAAAUUUUGACAGCUGUGCUUGAGGUACUGGAUGAUUCGGAUUCCUCAGUCAGAGAGCUUGCUCUAUCAUUGAUAGUUGAAAUGCUUAAAAACCAGAAAGAUACCAUGGAGAAUUCAGUUGAGGUUGUAAUUGAGAAGCUGCUUCAUGUUACUAAGGAUAUCAUUCCAAAGGUCUCAAAUGAAGCAGAGCACUGCCUAACGAUUGUUUUAUCUCAUUAUGAUCUAUUCAGAUGUUUAAGUGUUAUUGUCCCUCUACUGGUAACUGAGGAUGAGAAAACACUUGUCACUUGCAUAAAUUGCUUAACAAAGCUUGUGGGCAGGCUCUCUCAGGAGGAAUUGAUGGCUCAGUUACCCUCAUUUCUGCCUGCUCUUUUUGAAGCCUUUGGAAACCAGAGUGCAGAUGUUCGUAAGACUGUUGUUUUCUGUCUCGUGGAUAUUUAUAUCAUGCUUGGGAAAGCAUUCUUGCCAUAUCUGCAAGGCCUUAACACCACACAGUUGAAGCUCGUCACCAUAUAUGCAAAUCGAAUCUCACAAGCCAGGACAGGCAAAGCAAUUGAUGCUAUUCAAGAUUAGCAGGUUCGUUGGGAAGAGAGUUUGUGGGUUUUGGGUUUUGUCUUAUUCAAUGUUGUGUAUUUUGUAUAUUUGCGUGCAUGAAGUUUAAUAGUGGGUUUCCUUUGCCUUUCCUUUCUCAGCUUUGCUCUAUACAUAUAUUUUUCUUUUCCCUUUUUCUUGCCAAUGUUUGAUGGAAUUUGGAGAGUGCAGGUGGUGGAAUACAGUGUGCAAAUUGUAAUCUACAGUGAGAAACAUUAUUGAUUGUAUAAAAUGGUUUCCAAGAAA